CGGGCAGACUGCAGGCGCCGCUAACGGCCCCGCGCCUCCGGCGUCCGCGCGCCCCACGCCCGGCGUCCGAGGCCGCGCCGGCGGCGAUGGGGGCGACCGGGGCGGCGGAGCCGCUGCGCUCGGUGCUGUGGGUGAAGCAGCAGCGAUGCGCCGUGAGCCUGGAGCCCGCGCGGGCGCUGCUGCGCUGGUGGCGGAGCCCGGGGCCCGGAGCCGGCGUCCCCGGCGCGGAUGCCUGCUCCGUGCCUGUGUCUGAGAUCAUCACCGUUGAAGAAACAGACGUUCAAGGGAAACACCACGCCAGUGGCAAAUGGCAGAAAAUGGAAAACCCGUAUGCUUUUACAGUGCACUGUGUGAAGAGAGCACGACAUCACCGCUGGAAGUGUGCACAGGUGACCUUCGGGUGUGCUGACGAGCAGCUGUGUCACCUGUGGCUGCAGACCCUCCGGGAGCUGCUGGAGAAGCUGACAUCUCGACCAAAGCAUUUACUGGUGUUUAUCAACCCAUUUGGAGGGAAAAGACGAGGCAAGCAGAUAUACGAGAAGAAAGUGGCGCCGUUGUUCACGCUGGCCUCUGUCACCGCCGACAUCAUCGUUACUGAACAUGCCAAUCAAGCCCAGGACACUAUAUAUGAGAUUAAUAUAGAUAAAUAUGAUGGCAUCGUCUGCGUCGGUGGAGAUGGCAUGUUCAGCGAGGUCCUGCACGGUCUCAUUGGCAGGACCCAGAGGAGCGCCGGCAUCGACCAGAACCACCCCAGGGCCGUGCUGGCCCCCAGCACCCUCAGGAUCGGUAUCAUCCCGGCGGGGUCAACAGACUGCGUGUGCUAUUCAACGGUGGGCACGAAUGACGCAGAGACCUCAGCUCUGCACAUCAUCGUCGGUGACUCUCUGCCCAUGGACGUGUCCUCGGUGCACCACAACAGCACGCUGCUGCGCUACUCGGUGUCCCUGCUGGGCUAUGGCUUCUACGGUGACAUCAUCAAGGACAGCGAAAAGAAACGGUGGAUGGGGCUCGUCAGAUACGACUUUUCAGGUUUGAAGACCUUUCUGUCACAUCACUGCUAUGAAGGAACCGUGUCUUUCCUCCCUGCACAGCACACGGUGGGAUCUCCCAGGGACCGGAAGCCCUGCCGAGCCGGAUGCUUCGUUUGCAGGCAAAGCAAGCAACAGCUGGAGGAAGAGCAGAAAAAAGCAUUAUAUGGUUUAGAAAACACUGAGGAAGUGGAAGAAUGGCAGGUCAUCUGUGGGAAGUUUCUGGCCAUCAACGCUGCAAACAUGUCGUGUGCUUGUCGCCGGAGCCCCAUGGGCCUGUCCCCGGCUGCUCACCUGGGAGAUGGGUCUUGCGACCUCAUCCUCAUCCGGAAAUGCUCCCGGUUCAACUUCCUGAGAUUUCUCGUCAGGCACACCAACCAGUGUGACCAGUUUGACUUCACUUUUGUUGAAGUUUAUCGUGUCAAGAAAUUCCAGUUUACUUCGAAGCGCGUGGAGGACGAUGACAGUGACCUCCAGGAGGAGGGGAAGAAGCGGUUUGGGCAGAUCUGCAGCGACCACCGCUCCUGCUGCUGCACCGUCUCCAGCAGCUGCUGGAACUGUGACGGGGAGCUCCUGCACAGCUCUGCCAUUGAGGUCAGGGUCCACUGCCAGCUGAUUCGACUCUUUGCACGAGGCAUCGAAGAGAAUCCCAAGCCAGAGGCACAGAGCUGAGAAGCCGCGACAGACCACCCGCCUUCCCGCGCUCGGGAACGCGAAGGCCACUGAAGAUGACUGCAAACCAAUUAUGUGGAUAUAUACAUUUAAAUUUAGAAAUUUAUUUUUGAUAGUUAAAUCUUGAUUUUAGAAAAAUAUCUUUGUCAACAAUUUCUGUACAUAUUUGGCAUUUUAAGUUCUGUGUGAAUCCGUGGGCUGCAUUUCACAUGACUUACCGUCAGCAAUGGCACUUUUUGAUUUGGGGCGUUGGCUUCUUAGAUUUUAACAAUGUCAACAGCGCAGUUUUUAAAAUGGCCCGUUCGUGGCUCUAUUGCAAUAAUUUUAGGGACAUUAUAAUGUGAGUGCUUUCCACGGAGGUCACAGGAUCAGGACAUGGGGUAACUGCCAGGCCGGGUCACUCCAAGCCACUUUGCAGGGCUUGUCCUGUGUUUAUGACCAGGUUUUGGAGGGUCGUGAUUCCCUUCGCCUUCAUGUCACCUUCACCAUAGUUUACGAUCAGGACACUGUUAUUCGGUCCUUACUGUACUGCGCAACCUCAAGGCCAUGUGGCCUGCCUUACGCGGUCUCUGGAGUUAGAGCAAUUUAGGGCACUGACUGUGGUGACACUUGACCUCUGAAUCCUCCACUCUUGCCAUCAUCACAGGAUGUUUCUAGAACAGUCCAGCUGGGAGCAGGAGUGGGGGGUCUGUUCUGUACACACAGAGCAUGAGCUGCAGAGGCGGGCAGUUUGCAAAGCACUGGCAAGUUUUUACUGUUUUAAAAUGUAAAAUACAGAUGCUUUAUAUCACACCAAGUGGACACCAUUGCUGGCUUUAGGGGGAAACAGAGAAACUGGCAUUCAGUAGGUAAACAAUUCACAUUGUGAAUUCUGUUAACUUCAA
Messenger RNA from Cynocephalus volans (Philippine flying lemur), 2584 nucleotides. It is a transcript of the gene CERK, whose product is annotated as ceramide kinase. Lineage: Eukaryota; Metazoa; Chordata; Mammalia; Dermoptera; Cynocephalidae. The record is from RefSeq and is a predicted model, not a curated record. Gene Ontology annotation, biological process: ceramide metabolic process; phosphorylation. The coding region runs from base 87 to 1700 and encodes 537 amino acids. Gene Ontology annotation, molecular function: ceramide kinase activity. The transcript is spliced from 13 exons.